UCUGCUCGCGAUGUCAUCAAAAUAUCGGCCUGCUGCAGGGUCUAGCGAAAACAUUUGGUGCACUUUUCGUCCGCUGAGUUUCUGCCUAUUCUUCGGCACACAAUGGCCCGUUUCGUAGGUUUGGAUAAACUCGGCAAGCUGUUCAACUACAUCCGCGACAAUGGAGGAAUCCGUGCCAGUUUGUACAAGCUGUACAGAAUGGACGAGAUGAAGGCUGGCCGUUUGGUGGGCGAGGACAAGUACGGUAACAAGUACUACGAAGAUCCGUCCCAGUUCUAUGGCCGCAAUCGUUGGGUCGAGUAUGCGCCGCACUGGAACCUGGAGUACGACGGUUCCCAAAUCCCGGCCGAGUGGUUCGGAUGGAUGCACUACAAGACUGAUCUGCCGCCGAAUCGCGAUGGUAAUCGCCCUCAUUACGCGUGGAUGUUGGAUCAUAGUGACAAUAAGUCCGGAACCAAAUUUUCUUACAUGCCGUACUCGACGACCCGCCCGAAGGUUGAAGCAUGGGAUCCGAAAAAGUCGCUACCGAAGUGAAGUGUUGUGGUUGGCGUGUGUACCGUUCGAUACAAUAUAUAACAGCUUGUAGAAGAUUGUAAAUAAGUGGCUACUGAAGCAGCUACGCGAUGGUUAAUACAACAGUCCGAACAUAAUUUCGACGUGAAGUGUUA
Molecule: messenger RNA, 668 nt
Organism: Anopheles merus
Lineage: Eukaryota; Metazoa; Arthropoda; Insecta; Diptera; Culicidae
Gene: ND-B17.2
Product: probable NADH dehydrogenase [ubiquinone] 1 alpha subcomplex subunit 12
Exons: 4
Coding region: 103-534 (143 amino acids)
Biological process (GO): mitochondrial respiratory chain complex I assembly; response to oxidative stress
Cellular component (GO): membrane
Source: RefSeq, a predicted model, not a curated record